This is a messenger RNA of Amoebophrya sp. A120, 294 nucleotides long. Lineage: Eukaryota; Dinophyceae; Syndiniales; Amoebophryaceae. The record is from the annotation of a GenBank genome assembly.
AUGAUCAUGGAGCGGCACUUCCACACGCCGACAAUGGAGGCCGUUUUCUGGCAGCGGCAUUGGCUGAACACGCGCCGAAAGCGGGGCAUCUGCUUGGAAGAAUCACGGGAUCUUCCGGAUCGGUCAGGAGAUGGCGAAACUCCCGUUCAAAAUGCGCCACAACUAGUGCAGGUCGACGAAAAUAGACCAGAGGCGGCCGACGAUAAAGAGUGUUCGCCCCCGGACGGUGGCACUGACGCGGCAGAUACGGGCGCGGCAGACGAGAACCGCCAGAACAGUAGUUGUAGGAAGAGG